AAAGCAGCAGAAGUCUGAGCUUUUGCUUCAACAAUGUCUUUGCUUGUUUCAUGCAAAAUUGUUCCCCAUCAUAAACAUACGUCGCAACCUUACAAAUUCCAUUACUAUUUUUAACUAAUACUAAACUUAUGACAUCUAAUGGUAUUUUGACUUUAUUAACUGUAUAAUGUAAACAUUUAAAGAUGUUAUAAAAUGAAAACAUUUAAAGUCUUAGUAUUAUUUUUAACAUUUUUACCAAGAAAAAAAAAGUCUUAGUAUUAUUUAUCAUGUGUUAUAUUAUGAGCAAGUUUUGUUAUGAGCAAUCAAAUUCAUUUAUCAUACAACUAGAACAUAUCCUAUUUUAUUUCAUAUUUACUACAAAUUUCAUUUGGGAAUAAAAUAUUUUCUAUUUUAGAGUAAAAAUUAAAAUUAUUAUUUAUUACUCUAUUUUUAUAUUAAAAUGAAUAUUGACGUAAAUUUUAAUUCUAUUUUAGAAUUACUAUAUUUAAUUUAAAAUAUAAUACUAAUAUGUUAGAGAUGCUCUUGUAAUCAAUAGCUUUUUGAACAACAACUCCACGACCUACAAUUCUAAAUACACACAUUUAAGAUGGACAGAACUCUCCUGCAUACAGAAUAGCUCUACUUGGGGUAUAAUAUAUAUAUGUGAAACUUCCGAUAAAUUUUGAAAUAAAUCUGCAAAAGCUGUUUGUUAUAAAUCAAAUUCCAAACCCGAACCUUUAAAGUUUCUUAAUUUCGUGAAAAGUAUUUUAGAUAUUUAAAAAACUAUGUUUUGGCGAAAGAAAUCAUGUAUAGAAUAAUCUUUUGGCCUUUUUCGAAAAUUGAGUAAUAAGGAAAUAUGCCAAAGGAGCGUAAGGCCAAGGGUGGAAGCCAAAUCAUACAAAUCUCGUGUCUUUUCUUGGGUCCAUUUAAGAUAGUUUGUCACUAGAGACAUCAAUCGGUUUGGUCCGAACGAGUCGCCAACAUUUCGGGCCGGUUUUGCAAAUUUUUGACCGACCAUCAUUAAUGAGUUCAAUGACUCUUCUAUGUCAGUGGUCUUCGUGACUUGUGUGGCCGUGAUUAAGUCAACUUGCGCAAGUAAAAACUUAUACACAAUGGUGAAAUUGCUAAAUUAUAUGGCUCCUUCAUCACCAAGCCGUUCUUCUUCUAAAAACUAGUUUCAGUUCUUUCUUUAUGGCUCUUUCAUCAUCAUCAUCUUAUUCUUCUUCUACCUCCUAUUCUCGCAGUUGUGUGUAUGAUCACUGCGUUUAAAGACAACGAGAUCAAGAGAAGCCUGUCACUUGAUCCCGAGCAACAUGCAAUCAAGAAUUCAAGGAUUGUUGUGGUUGUGUUGUCCAGAAACUACGCCUCUUCAAGUUGGUGCCUUAACGAAUUGGUGGAGAUCAUGAAUCGCAAGAAAAAGUUUGGUCAAAGGGUGAUACCGGUUUUCUACGGUUUGGAUCCUUCUCAUGUACGAAAACAAACCGGUGACUUUGGAAAGAUCUUUGAAGAGACAUGCCACAACAAAACAGAAGAAGUGAAAACUAGAUGGAAGGAAGCUUUGACCAAUGUAGCAAACAUCCUUGGAUACCAUUCUGUGAGCUGGGGCAACAAAGCUACAAUGAUUGAAGGAAUUGCCAAUGAUGUUUUGGACAAACUGCUUUUAACUCCAUCAAAGGAUUUUGAUAACUUUGUUGGCAUUGAGGAUCAUAUAGCUCAAAUGAGUGCGUUGUUGCAUUUGGAAUCUGAAGAAGUGAGGAUGGUUGGUAUAUGGGGCUCUUCGGGAAUUGGUAAGACGACAAUCGCAAGAGUUCUGUUCGGUCGGCUCUCUCUACACUUCCAAGGUAGUAUUUACAUAGACAGACGUUUCAUCUCCAAGAGUAUGGAAAAUUAUAGUAAAUCCAACCCGGAUGACUAUAACAUGAAGUUGCACUUGCAAGAAAAUUUCCUCUCUAAAAUAUUAGAUAAGAAAAUCAUAGAGGUAGAUCACUUAGGCGUGGUUAAAGGGAAGCUAAAGGACCUUAAAGUUCUUAUUAUCAUUGAUGAUUUGGAUGACCAAGUGGUGUUAGAUACUUUGGUGGGUGGAGAUGAAUGGUUUGGUCCUCGAAGCAGAGCCAUUCUAAAGGGUCAUGGGAUCAAAUGUAUUUACGAGGUGGGUAUGCCAUCUGAAAAUUUAGCUCUUCGAAUGUUCUGUCAAUCUGCUUUUAGACAAAAUUAUCCACCUGUUGGUUUCAUGGAGCUCGCUUCUGAAGUUGCAGCACGAGCAGGUGGUCUUCCUUUGGGUCUAAACAUUUUAGGUUCAUGUUUGCGGGCGAGAAACAAGAAGUACUGGGUAGACAUGUUGCCAACACUAGGGAAAGGGCUAGACGGAAAAAUAGAAAAAGCCCUACGAGUUAGCUACGAUGGAUUAGAGAGGAAGGAACAUCAAGCAUUAUUUCGUCACAUUGCAUGUUUCCUUAACGGUGAUGAAAUCAAGAACAUUAAGUUGAUGCUUGCAGAUAGUGAGUUGAAUGUUGAUAUAGGUCUAGAAACUCUUGUUGAGAAGUCCCUCAUACGUAUAAUACAAUCAUUAGAUAUAAAUAUCGUUGAAAUGCACUGCCUAGUAGAAGAAAUGGGAAAAGUACAUAAGACGGCCUUCAAAGGGAUGCGGAAUUUCCGGUUUCUAAACAUGUACACUAAGAAAUGGGACCAUGAAAAAGAAGUCAUAUGGCGUUUUGGGGAAGGCCUUGACUAUUUGCCGCCGAAACUUAGAUUCUUAAGGUUGGAUGGAUACCCAAUGAAAUGUAUGCCUUCUAACUUUUGUCCUACAUAUCUCGUUAAGCUUCAUAUGCAAGGGAGCAAGCUAGAGAAAUUGUGGGAAGGAGUUCAUGUAAUCACUUACAGGCUAAGGAACAUGGAUUUACAGAGAUCUAGAAAUCUUAAAGAAAUCCCAAAUCUUUCUAUGGCUAUUAAUCUUGAAACACUUAAUCUUGCGUUUUGCUCGAGUUUGGUGGAGCUUCCUUCCUCUAUUCAAUAUCUCAACAAACUCAAGAAGUUGGAUGUGACAUUCUGUGAAAAUUUGGAGAUUCUUCCAACCGGAAUGAAUCUGGAGUCUCUAGAACGGUUCACUCUCAAGGGAUGCUCGAGGUUGAAGAGUUUUCCUGAUAUUUCAACCAACAUUUCCGUGCUUGAUUUAAGCGAAACAGCCAUUGAAGAAUUUCCAUCUAGCUUGCGUCUAGAGAAUCUUGCUGAGCUUGGAAUGUGUAGAAUAAAGAGUGAAAAUUUGUGGGAAAGAGUCCAGCCGCUUACACCUCUCAUGGCCAUGCUGUCUUCCUCUUUAACGAGGUUGUACCUCUCGGAUAUACCAACUUUGGUGGAGCUUCCUUCUUUAUUUCGUAAUCUCAAUAAACUGAAAAGUUUGAGCAUUAGACACUGCAUAAACUUGGAAACUCUUCCUAACGGCAUCAACCUCAAAUCUCUCGACAUACUCGAUCUUACUAGUUGCUCACGGUUGAGGAGUUUUCCUGAUAUCUCGACCAACAUCUCAGAGCUUUUUCUAAGCGAAACAGGGAUCGAAGAGGUUCUCAUCAAGCUACUGGAAGCUUUUCCUCAAUGACUAUUCCUCUAUCUCACUGCUUUCUCUUGCACCCCCUCUUCCGAUUUAGGGUUUGCACACGACUCUAUGCCCACAAGUGAUGUCAAUGGAGUAUAUAUCCAUGUGAGUUGUCGGUUCAAAGGCAGAUUUGGGAACAUCUUUGAAUCCUUUGGACAGCCACAUAGCUUUUUGACAAAUCAGAAGGACAGCCAUCUAUUUAUAAUGGACUGUCGUUUUCCCCUAAACAAAGACAAUGCAUGCUACGAUCAGGUGGAUAUACAACUUCAUGUAAGUAAUAAUGGGGAGUCUACGUUCAAGUUAAAGAAAUGGGGUAUAAGCCUAUUCAGUAGCGGAGAACAGACAAUUAGUGAUCAAAACAUUCUUCCACGUGUUUAUGAACCCGAUGAAGAGAAUACUGUUUAUGGUAUUUGCCAUGAGACUGAACUAGGUGACGAACCUGGAGAUGAGUUGGUGGAAACGAUGAGAUGCAGGAAGCGAAUGCGAAGAAGCAUUACUUAAGCAUCAACUGAAACUGAAUACUAUAUAUGUAUCUCAUAAUUCGUUUUUGAGGACCAAUACAUGACUGUUUCUAUAAUAAUAGAUCAUUCCAUUGUGUUUUACAGACUUAGGGAUGUUAAUAUGGGCUCAACCCCACAGGGUUAGCCCAAACCCUCUGAAACCAUCUGUAACCCUAACCCUUAUUUAUGUAACAGGGUUUAAAAAAGGCUGGCCCUAAUAGGUCUAGGGUUUAAAUCUUAACCCUUUAAUUUUGAUUCACACAAUUAUUUUACAAUAUUUAAAUAUAUACUAAAGUUUUUAAUUUGUUAGAUGAUGCAAAAUAUAAUUUUUCCAUAAAAUUUUCAAAAACAAAAAAAAAAUCAAAUUUUUUU
Molecule: messenger RNA, 4440 nt
Organism: Brassica rapa (field mustard)
Lineage: Eukaryota; Viridiplantae; Streptophyta; Magnoliopsida; Brassicales; Brassicaceae
Product: disease resistance protein RPS6
Biological process (GO): defense response; signal transduction
Molecular function (GO): ADP binding
Source: RefSeq, a predicted model, not a curated record